Messenger RNA from Aedes albopictus (Asian tiger mosquito), 3746 nucleotides. RefSeq lists its product as uncharacterized. Bases 182 to 3640 code for a protein of 1152 amino acids. The record is from RefSeq and is a predicted model, not a curated record. The transcript is spliced from 2 exons. NCBI's taxonomy places the organism in Eukaryota, Metazoa, Arthropoda, Insecta, Diptera, Culicidae.
GGAAAGGACAGAACUAACAAAGGUGCUUAGUAAAUUUCAAGACGUGUUUCACCACGGAAAUGAACCUUUAACCUUUACAAGUGCAAUUCAACAUGAGAUCAAUACAAGGGAUGAACUUCCCGUAUACACAAAGUCGUAUAGAUACCCCUUCUGUCACAAAGAAGAGGUACAACGACAAAUUAUGAAAAUGCUCGAACAAGGAAUCGUUCGACAUUCAAGCAGUCCAUGGUCUUCCCCAGUAUGGGUAGUGCCAAAGAAGCUAGAUGCUUCUGGACAAAGGAAAUGGAGAUUGGUUAUAGAUUAUCGAAAGUUGAACGAAAAAACUUUAGAUGAUCGUUACCCGAUCCCCAACAUAACGGACAUUCUAGAUAAACUAGGAAAAUGUCAGUAUUUUUCAACAUUGGAUCUAGCUUCUGGCUUCCACCAGAUAGAGCUAGCAAAAAAGGAUAUUCAUAAGACAGCUUUUAGUGUCGAAGGAGGACACUACGAGUUUCUCAGAAUGCCCUUUGGAUUAAAGAACGCUCCCGCCACAUUUCAAAGAGUGAUGGAUAACAUCCUCCGAGAACAUGUCGGUGUGAUUUGCCUGGUGUACAUGGAUGAUAUCAUCAUCUAUUCAACCAGCCUGCAGGAGCAUUUGAUAAAUAUAUCCAAAGUAAUGGAGACUCUUCGCAAACACAAUCUGAAAAUUCAGAUUGAUAAAAGCGAAUUUCUCCAGAAGGAGGUAGCCUUCUUAGGACACAUAGUUACUCCUGAAGGAGUAAAACCCAAUCCGGAUAAAAUCAAAGUUAUCCAAAAUUGGCCUUUGCCAAAAAAUGAAACCGAACUCAAAGGGUUCUUAGGAACCAUGGGUUACUACCGAAAAUUCAUAAAGGAUUUUGCUAAAAUUGCAAAACCUUUAACCCAGCAACUACGUAAAGGCGAAAAGAUCACUCAUUCACCCGAGUUUGUAUCAGCCUUCAAUCGUUGCAAAAAUAUCCUGACCAGUAGCCAUGUGCUUCAACGUCCGGAUCUUUCGAAGCCAUUUGUGCUCACCACAGAUGCUUCUAACUACGCUAUAGGCGCGGUUUUGUCACAAGGGCCCAUUGGGAAAGACAAACCUAUAGCCUUCGCGUCACGUACGCUGACGAAAAGCGAAGAAAAGUACUCUACAAUUGAGAAGGAACUUCUCGCUAUCGAUUGGGCGUGCAGAUAUUUCAGACCAUAUCUGUUUGGUCGGAAAUUUACUUUAUACACGGAUCACAAGCCGUUGACUUACGCCUUGAAUAUGAAAACAUCAAAUGAUAGGCUCAUUCGGAUGAAACUGCGACUUGAACAAUUCGACUACGAAAUUCAAUAUCGCCCCGGAAAACAAAACGUCGUCGCAGACGGUUUGUCUCGUCUUCACCAUGAAAUAAAUAUUAACCCGGCAAUAAAUGCUAACGAACAAGAAUCUUUAUCAUCAUCCAGCGACGAAGAUAAAUCUGAUGACAAUAACGAUAAUGAUGACAGUGAUAGUGGGACCGUCCACUCCAGCUCAUCUGAUGCAAGUGACUUGAUCAAAAUGACCUUACGACCAAUUAAUGUCUUCAAAAAUCAAGUUUUAAUUACAGAAGGGCCAAGGAACGAUGAAUCGUACGAGGAAAUUUUCCCCUCUGUAUUCAGACGAACCAUCACCAGAGCAACAUUUGGAUUGGUGAACGCCAUAAGUAUCUUCCGAGACUACAUGCAUCCGACCCGAACGAGUUGUAUCCUAUGCCCAGAACAAUGGUUAAAAUGGAUACAAUUAGCUUAUAAAAACUAUUUUUCCCGUAAUAAAUCCUUCAAAGUUGUACUCACCCAGUCUAUUUUGCAGGAUAUUCUUACCGAAGAGGGACAAGACCAGAUCAUCGAGGAAACGCACGACCGCGCCCACCGCGGAAUCGAAGAUAAUUACAAGGUGAUCUCUGGAAAAUACUUCUUCCCAAGGAUGCGGAACAAGCUAAUAUGUGCUUCGAUCAUUAUAUACAGUAUAAUUCCAUACACAUUGGCAGACUCAUUUUUGAAUGUUAUAAACAUAGGAAAUAACCCAAUUGUCGAAAUCAAAAUAACCAAUUGUAAGAUACAAACCGGAAACAUAAAAAUCAUACACCCAGUGAAGCUAGAUAGAAUUGAGGAGAGCAUGGAAAUUAUAACGAAUUCAUUCUAUAACAAACUAACAAAUACUAACAACCCCUUACACGAAGUGAUCAAGUUCAGGAUUAAGAAGCUAUAUGCAACUCUCUAUGGAUUGAAGCCACAGCAGGCACGUCGCCACCGACGAUGGGAUUCACUAGGCACCGCGUGGAAAUGGAUAGCUGGAUCACCGGAUGCGCAGGACUUACACAUCAUCAACUCUACCAUGAACGAGCUUAUUAACCAAAACAACCACCAAUACAAGAUAAACGACAACAUCAACAACAGGAUUACGCAGCUCACGAUAACCGUUAACCAAAUAGCUAACUCCCUCAACAGUAAAAACAAGGCAAACCUGGAUGCCUUAGAUGCAGUCACAACAAUGUUAAACGUCGACGUCAUCAACGAGCUAUUGGACAACAUUCAAGAAGCCAUCACCCUCUCAAAGAUCUCCAUCAGUAACAACAAAAUUCUAUCUACGCGGGAAAUUAACAUCAUCAAAUCAACCCUUCAAGACCAAGGAGUACUCAUCCACUUCCCAGACGAAGCACUUCAAUUCGUUACCCCGAAGGUUGCUGUUAGAAACGGUGAUUUACUGUACAUCCUUAACGUUCCACAGCUGGAAUCUACAACAUCGACAAUCACAAGGAUCUACCCACUCAUCGUGGAUAAUCAAAUAAUCAGAUCAUACCCAAGCCACAUCAUACGGCAUGGUAACAAAUUAUUCACGACCAGAAACCCAGAAGAUUUCGUCCAAAAAUCAACAUUCAUCACAGAGUUUGAGGACGACUGUAUCCAAGCCAUCAUAUUUGGAAAACAGUCACGAUGCAGUUCUAUUUUCCAAAACGAAACCACCCAACAACUGGUAAACGAGAACACCCUAUUAAUCUCGAAUGCCGUCAACCACACCUUGGAAACAAAUUGCGGACCAGAUACCAGAAGAAUCACCGGAAAUUUCAUCAUCAAAUUCAACAACUGCACCGUCAACUUCAACGGCCAAUCAUUCCGAAGUUCGGAAUCGUUCAUCGACACCGAAGUAAUCAACAAUGCAUUUCACAACAGUUUAAUGGAAUGGAGUCUUCAUAAACCACACGACAUAGCAGAGAUCAGCAAUACUGCAGUUAGUAACCGGCAAAAAUUGGACCACGUAUAUCUGCAACAAGACAGUCUACAUUUCAAACUUUGGACAACGUUCGGAGGAAUUUCGAUAUCAACCAUACUUGGAUUUUGCGGUAUUUGCAUCAUCAUCAAAGUCAUCGUGAAAAACAUAACCAACGGACCGGGACGUUCCGUACUUGAGGAGGGUUCAGUUAUAGUUGCUUCCCACCAACCAAACAAACCGAACAUCGUAAACGACCAGAAUAGUCAACACCAUCAAGUAAGGAAUCUGCAACGUCAGCAGGUGGAGCUAGAGAAGGAGCUGCAACGACUCCGCGCGCAUUUCUACGAAGAACAGUCUACAGCACCGCAACCGGACACCACCACGAGGCACCACAACGCGAUCCAAUAGAGUGUGCAUACUCAGCAAGUAGCUGGACAGGGCUCAUAGGUAGUCAGGGACUCAGGAUAGGUAUAAUAAAUCAGUCUAGAGUCAGAGCUCUAAGUGUGAAGUUCAA